UCCGCGUCUGGGAACCAGUCCGUCAGUUGCUUUCUGCAAGACGGCGGGCCCCGCGUGCUCGCCUGCUGUGAGCCCCACGUGCGUGUCGGCAUGCCACGCCGUCUUGUGCACUGUCUCGCGGUAGAGCUUGUCACACAGAUGAUGUUUCAGCUUCAUGAACACGCUGUAGAUGGACCGGCAAGGGUCUGAAAACUUAACCUUGAGACCAUUCAGGUCUAACUUUCUAAAUCCGACGAGACUGAUUGCUUGUUUGCACGCCAGGGCACCAAGUUUUUGGAAACAGUGCUAGACUCCCCCUUCCCACCUACCGACCCUUGGUCAACAGUUCAAGUUCAAGAUUUCAGAUUGCUGCCGACAACUGUAAGCAGCUCAGCUGACAAAUUGUUCCACGACACAGACGCCUGUUAGCUUUAACUCGAAGAAUGUGGUGACAUCUAUGGCAUCCAGCAGAAAUUGUGUUUGCUCUUCAGACUGAGCAGACGAUGAGGAUAGACAAAAUGGCGGAGUGCAUAAUAUGGGGGAGAACUGAAGAAGGGAAGACUCUACAUCUGCACGACUACGCUCUGGUCUUCAAAACGAGGGAAGGCCGACCGAUGUAAGCGGAAUAUAAGUACUUCACACUGGACAAGCGAAGAUCGCCAACUUAUCUGAAGUUCCAGUAAACGCGACAAGAUGGACGCAGUGUCGGACAGCACUGGCAGCUGGGGGAUCAACACGAGUUUGCAGGCGUGCGUCCAGAGGUUCGAUGACUACCUCAUUCCAUCGGGAGACCUGUACUGCAACUGGACGUGGGACUACGUUUUAUGUUGGCCGCCAACACGGGCUGGGACUACUGCCAGACAGCGCUGUCCCAGUGACAAGGGUAUCGACCCAACAAAGUUUGCAUAUAAGCGCUGUUCUAUUGACGGGCGAUGGGAGGGCCGGACUUCAGGAGGGGAGUCGCCACCGCAGGGGUGGACAAACUACACCCCGUGCUUCACCCCUGAGAUGCUGCAACUCAUCAAGAAGCUGUACGCGGGGUCGGAGGACGCGGCCAAGGUUAAACUGGACAUCGCAGAGCGGACGAGGGUCCUCGAGAUCGUCGGCUUCAGUGUCUCUCUGACGGCGCUACUCAUCUCUCUCGCCAUUUUCUGCCACUUUCGGAGCCUGAAAAAUAGCAGAACGCGAAUUCAUAAGAACCUGUUCAUUGCGAUGGUGAUACAAGUGGUGAUACGGCUCACACUCUACAUCGAUCAGGCAGUAAUCAGAGGAGCGAGCAGCGAUCAUCAUGCACCAGGAAUCAGAACCUAUCGUCUCCAGGGUAUCGACAACACGCCUAUCCUGUGCGAGGCGUCGUACGUCCUGCUAGAAUACGCGCGCACCGCCAUGUUCAUGUGGAUGUUCAUCGAGGGGCUGUAUCUGCACAACAGGAUAACAGUGACGGUGUUCCAGGAAAACUCGCACUAUUCCGUCUACACGCUGAUUGGCUGGGGAGCACCUGUUGUCAUGACUACUGCUUGGGGAGUCACCACGGCGAUGAAGUAUAGCGCAUCCAAGUGCUGGUGGGGAUACAGCCUGACUCGCUACUUCUGGAUCUUGGAGGGUCCGCGACUUGGUGUCGUUGUGCUGAACUUCCUUUUCUUGCUGAAUAUAAUCCGCGUGCUGGUCGUUAAGCUGCGCCAGAGUCACACCAGCGAGUUAGAGCAAGUAAGAAAAGCCGUGAGGGCGGCGCUGGUGCUGCUACCGCUGUUGGGAAUCACGAACCUGGUCAACAUGACGCAAGCUCCUCUUGACCGGGCCGUAUGGGAAUUCGCCCUCUGGUCCUACUCGACACAUUUCCUAACUUCAUUUCAAGGAUUCUUCAUUGCGUUGCUGUAUUGUUUCCUCAACGGAGAGGUGCGGACGGCUGUCGCCAAGAGCAUAACCGUAUAUCUGUCACUAAGACAAUUCCGGCUCACGCCACGACGCAAUUCCGCCUUCUCUGGUGUGUACAUCAGUCCAGACAACCAAGGGAUACAGAGCACUGGGUGUGGACGUUUCCUGGGACAGUGCCGUCACGGCAGUCAGCACUCCCUACCAGACACGCAAGCCCCAGAAACCCAUGUCUGACGAAAGCUGUCCCCGGUAGCAGAUAACCUGAAGAACAAUCAUGACCACCAGGGAAUACAUGACAGUUGUGACGAAGACAACCGCGCGGCUCCGAGUGGGGCUUUUGUGCUCCAUGCAACACUGUCAAAUGCGACUUCGCAUUAACCCACGGCAGAUCCGGUGGAAACAUCACCGGCCUGACAAUUGUGAUCAGUCUGAACGGUGAAAUCAGCCAAGAGGCUCUAACACUUUUAAAAUCCCACUACAAUGAACACGUGUAUAUAGAUAUAUACAUAUACACACAUAAAAUUAUGGAUUUUGUCCGCGAAACAGAACAUUAUGUCUACAUAGCAGGACACUUAUCAUAGUGGAAGACCCACCACGUUAUAUCAACCGGCAAUGCUUCUGACUUCUGCUCGGAAAGAGAGCAGUUCAAAUGUCGACCGUAAUACGACUCUUCUGACGCUCCUGACUUAGGUUUAUCGCAGUUGUUUUCAGUCUCUCCAGACGAAUGCUGUGAUAACAUUUUAAAUUUGGUCACGACCGCAUUCGUUAUUCACAACACUGUCAUCGUUUGACUCUGUAUGUUCUAAGUUACAGGGUAAAGCUGAAAGGUAAAGCUAUCCCUGUAACAGGCCGUGAAGGUCCAUAGCGUUGUGAGACGUCGAGGCUCCCACAUUUUCUAGACAAUCGGCUCACAUGUGGCGGUGAGACUGGCAUCCUUACGCGCCGGCAGACCUGCGGGAAGUUGUUUACCGACCCGGUGCCUAGCAAUGGGUAUACACGUCACAAAAUAUUUUCUUCGUCUGAAUUAGGAGCAAAAAAGUUGUAGUUUGUUAAAAUUUGUCUCAGAUAGUGAACAAGCCACAGAAAUUUGUACGUAUUUAAAAAUCUUCUGAGAAAAUGAACGAAGUUCAAAGCUUUACAACAUUAUAAAUCUUUCUGACAAGAGAAUAAAACAAAUUCUCGUAAGCUUUACAGAUAUUCUGAUGUGAAGCAAGAAGUUUUAUAUUUUGCUGAGAAACUGACAAAGGGACAAACAUCCUAAUGUUUUAUUCUUCCCGGAGAAGGGAGGCAAAGUACAAAUAUUCAGGAGGGUCUGUAAUUCCUCUCACCAAAAAGUAUAAAUUCCACAGAUUGUCCUUUGAAGAUGAACAAAGCAUAGAAGUCCGCGUGUUUAUGUGACUUUCUUACGUGAGCAAAGUACAAAUAUUCCCAACCUUACAGAAUUUACUUGAGUGAGCAAACAGGGCACGGAGAUGAAUAAACUCCUUUUAAAAUGUGUCUUGAGCUCAAUAAAGCAAAGAAGUACAGGGGUUCUUACAUUUAUCCUGAGCUUGAACGAAGCACAAUCAACGUACUGCAAUUCACCUCAGCAAGCCAAUUAUUUUUAAGACUAUGGUCUCAAAGGGAGUAUAGUUGUACGUUCUCAGACCAGGAUACAUCUGCACAGCAGGUCAUUUGGGAAACAUAAGUAUUCUUGGAAUAGUCUCGUAUUCUCUAGCAAAUGGUCAUUCCAGUUUGCUGCAUUCUCUCUGUUGCCUGAACUCUCUCAGCUCAUCUGGGCUUAAACUUGUCCCAUCGCUUAGCCAGGCCCAUGGAGAAGAUGAUGUGUCACGUGGUAAAUCCCUGUUCACGCCAUGGGCCGAUUAAAUCGAUUCCGCCUACUUGCAGCAAAAAUGUCACAGCCGUAGAGAUCGGCUGGAUAAUGGGGAUAAUGGAAAGAAGUACUGGCAGUUUUUGGAGCAUGGCUUUGUAUGGGGCUGAAACAUGGACACUUAGGGCAGAAACACCUGGAAAGCUUCGAAAUGUGG
Cryptotermes secundus is the source of this 3881-nucleotide messenger RNA. RefSeq names its product PDF receptor (gene Pdfr). Gene Ontology annotation, cellular component: plasma membrane. The coding region runs from base 673 to 2088 and encodes 471 amino acids. Lineage: Eukaryota; Metazoa; Arthropoda; Insecta; Blattodea; Kalotermitidae. The transcript has 13 exons. Gene Ontology annotation, biological process: cell surface receptor signaling pathway; adenylate cyclase-modulating G protein-coupled receptor signaling pathway. Gene Ontology annotation, molecular function: G protein-coupled peptide receptor activity. The record is from RefSeq and is a predicted model, not a curated record.